Messenger RNA from Eptesicus fuscus (big brown bat), 1332 nucleotides. RefSeq names its product CD40 molecule (gene CD40). Gene Ontology annotation, molecular function: antigen binding; protein binding; signaling receptor activity. Bases 59 to 889 code for a protein of 276 amino acids. The transcript has 9 exons. NCBI's taxonomy places the organism in Eukaryota, Metazoa, Chordata, Mammalia, Chiroptera, Vespertilionidae. Gene Ontology annotation, cellular component: CD40 receptor complex; external side of plasma membrane. Gene Ontology annotation, biological process: positive regulation of isotype switching to IgG isotypes; inflammatory response; positive regulation of tyrosine phosphorylation of STAT protein. The record is from RefSeq and is a predicted model, not a curated record.
GGGAGCUACUAGAGAUCGGGUCCCGCACUCUCCCGCGCCGCCUGUUUCUGACCUCGCCAUGGUCCGUCCGCCUCUGCAGUAUCUCCUCGUGGGCUGCUGGUUAGCCGCCGUCCACCCAGAACCACCUACUGCAUGCAGUGGAAAGCAAUACCCCAUACAAAGUCAGUGCUGUGAUUUGUGCCCGCCAGGACAGAAACUGGUGAGUGACUGCACGGCGGUGACCGACACGGAAUGCGUCCCUUGCAGUGAAGGCGAAUUCAUGGGGACCUGGAGCAGCGAGAGGCACUGCCAUCCGCACAGAUACUGCGACCCCAACGUAGGACUCCGGGUCCAGAGUAAAGGCACUUUGGAAACAGACACGAAUUGCACGUGUAAUGAAGGCCUACACUGUGCCAACCAGGCCUGUGAAUUCUGCACCCCACACAGCUCUUGCCCCCCUGGCUUUGGGGUCAAGGAGAUCGCUACAGGGGUUUCUGAUACCAUCUGCGAACCCUGCCUGGUCGGCUUCUUCUCCAAUGUGUCAUCCGCUUAUGCAAAGUGUCAUCCUUGGACGAGCUGUGAGAUCAAAGACCUGGUGGAGCUGCGGGCAGGGACUAACAAGACGGAUGCUGUCUGUGACACCAAGCAUCGGAAGAGAGCCCUGGUGGUGAUCCCCAUCGUUGCAGCGGUCCUGUUGGCGCUCCUGGUGGCCGCUGCCUAUUUCUGGAAGUUGCCCAACAAGGCCCGCCGCCACCGCCCUAAGGACCCAGAGGGCAAAGUUCCUGUGGAGAUGGAGUACCUUCCCGGCCCUUGCUCCACCGCUCCCGUGCAGGAGACCUUACACUGGUGCCAGCCGGUGGCGCAGGAGGAUGGCAAAGAGAGCCGCAUCUCAGUGCAGGAGAGACAGUGAGGCUGUGUGUGCCCGGGAGCAUGGCAGUAUAUGGACAGAUGGCACGUGGCCGCGGAGCCUGGAGCUGCAGCUGCGACAAGAGGGCGAGGGGCUGGCGCUGGGCACAGCCCCCCUCUGCCUGCACAGUUCACUCAGGGGAACCUCCUACUCCAGCCUGGAGCCCGUUCAGUCUCCCGACUUGCUUUUAAAGAUGGAGGCAAAACUUUUUUUGCGGGGGGAGGGAAAGGGGGCAUCUAGUACCGUCAUCAAACCCUCCAGUCCAGCCGUUCGGUGCCCACGUGGUCUCUAUGAGCCCAGGGGCCAUCGACAUGAAUAUCAUUGCAGGGUCGUUUGUGACAGGGAACAACUGGAAGCAGCUUAACUGUCCAUCCACAGGGGGCUGGCUCAAUAAAAUGCUAAUAUAUUUAUGUAACAGCAUCUCAAAAACACUGUCAUGGAAAAAA